This is a messenger RNA of Scylla paramamosain (green mud crab), 666 nucleotides long. RefSeq names its product large ribosomal subunit protein uL16m-like (gene mRpL16). Gene Ontology annotation, molecular function: rRNA binding; structural constituent of ribosome. Gene Ontology annotation, cellular component: mitochondrial large ribosomal subunit; ribosome. The transcript is spliced from 4 exons. Bases 1 to 666 code for a protein of 221 amino acids. The record is from RefSeq and is a predicted model, not a curated record. Gene Ontology annotation, biological process: mitochondrial translation. Lineage: Eukaryota; Metazoa; Arthropoda; Malacostraca; Decapoda; Portunidae.
AUGCACACAGUUCUUGUUCACAUAGAAUGGGAGAAGUUCACAAAAGUUUACUCUGGUGCAGUUUGGACACAGAAGGCAGGAUACAAGAACUUCCCAGUGCCUCCAAAUUAUGACCACAUUGAGGUGCCCACUGAGAGACAGAGGCUCAAGUUCUACCAGAAGGUGCCACAGUAUCCAGGCAAUGUUCGGCCGCCCAAGAUGACCAAGAGGCUCGACCUGAUCCGAGGCGAGGAGGAGAUUCACCGCGACCUACUGCUCAAACAAUACGGCAUCGUUGCCAGGAGAGGAGGAAUGCUUCGCCACGGCCACCUGGAGAUGAUCCGAAUGACCAUUGCAAGGAAGAUCAACAUGAGUAAGAUGUUUGCCAUAUGGCGGAUUGAUGCCCCCUGGAAGCCCAUCACCAAGAAGGGGCAGGGCAAGCGGAUGGGCGGGGGGAAGGGCUCCAUUGACCACUACGUCACCCCCAUCAAGGCAGAGCGUGUCAUCAUUGAGGUCGGCGGCAAGUUGAGCCAUGAGACACUUGUGGCAAGAAGGGAGCAGGAGGAGAAGCUGGAGAGAGAGAACCUGAACAGAUACACCUUCAAGUACCUCAUCCAGAAUAACAUGAUGGGUUGCCACUCUUGGGUGAAGAAUAUUGACAAGAUCUACUAUGGGAAGUACACAUAA